AAGAAGACUCGUAGAAGAAAGAAUAAAGACUCGGAGAUCAAUUCGGACUCUAGAAUCGGCAAGAUUUAUCUCAAAAUAGAUUGCAGUAAAUUGCUUUGAAACUCAAUUAUGAGACUGUAAUGAGGGUAGUCUGAUAUAAAAGGACGGGGAAUAUUGGUUGAUGCAUCAGUCUUCGUCUCUUACAUCUUCAAGUCGUCUUGAUUUUUAUAUCAAAGGCUCAGAAAAUGCGUUUCAUCUUAGCGCUGUUCUUCGCCGCGGUAAUCUUUUGCAUCCAGAAUGCUGGGGCCACGUACAGGAAACCGCCUUUCAAUGGGUCCAUAUUUGGAAAACGCGGAGUCGUUGAAUAUGACUCAACAGGCCGAGCAUUGUCGGCGUUGUGCGAGAUUGCUACUGAAACCUGUCAGGCGUGGUACCAAACUCUGGAAAACAAGUGAAUGGAAGGAAACAGACGUCAUAAUUAUGUAUUGUUAAUGUGAUUAAAUACGUAUAAUGUAUAAAUCAAUGUAUUAUAAAACAUGUAAUCAUAAAUAAAUCAUUAUUCAUUAAGAAUCAUAGAUUUUUCUUUUUUCUAAUCUAGGUAUUCGUAACAAAAUAUCUACUUAUCUACUUCUUUUUGAUCGAUUUUUGGUUGAUUAU
Messenger RNA from Trichoplusia ni (cabbage looper), 636 nucleotides. RefSeq names its product neuropeptide SIFamide-like (gene SIFa). The transcript has 4 exons. Lineage: Eukaryota; Metazoa; Arthropoda; Insecta; Lepidoptera; Noctuidae. The record is from RefSeq and is a predicted model, not a curated record. The coding region runs from base 225 to 434 and encodes 69 amino acids.